This is a messenger RNA of Drosophila grimshawi, 4928 nucleotides long. It is a transcript of the gene gw, whose product is annotated as protein Gawky. Gene Ontology annotation, cellular component: nucleoplasm; P-body. The transcript has 10 exons. NCBI's taxonomy places the organism in Eukaryota, Metazoa, Arthropoda, Insecta, Diptera, Drosophilidae. Gene Ontology annotation, molecular function: protein binding; nucleic acid binding. The record is from RefSeq and is a predicted model, not a curated record. Gene Ontology annotation, biological process: positive regulation of nuclear-transcribed mRNA poly(A) tail shortening; miRNA-mediated gene silencing by inhibition of translation. Bases 299 to 4648 code for a protein of 1449 amino acids.
AGUUUGCAGAAAAGAGUGAGCGAGAACAAGUAUCGGUACGAGUGCGUUUUUAAAUAGCCAAAAUAAUAAUAACAUAAUCAGUGUAAAAGCCGUUUUGAAAACGAGAACUAUCAAUAAUAUUAUAUUGUUAGCGAGUUGAACAAAAAUUGUAAACAAGAUUAUUACCAUCAGCCAUACGAGUUCAUUCAAUGACAAUGACGUUGGCAGCAAAAUUGAUGCAGGACUAGUUGAACCUGAGAAUGGGAAUGCGCUAUUUACAGUUAGUGUAGCUAAACAUCAAUUGGAACAGUUGUACACGAUGCGCGAAGCCCUUUUCUCUCAGGAUGGCUGGGGUUGCCAGCAUGUUAACCAAGAUACCAAUUGGGAGGUGCCCAGUUCACCAGAGCCGGCAAACAAGGAUCCGUCAGGAGGGCCUCCAAUGUGGAAACCGAACAUUAACAAUGGCACAGAUCUGUGGGAAUCAAAUUUAAGAAACGGCGGUCAGCCACCAGCCCAACAAGUGCCAAAGCCAUCUUGGGGCCAUACGCCCUCAUCCAAUCUAGGUGGCACCUGGGGCGAGGACGAUGACGGUGCGGACAGCACCAGCGUUUGGACAGGCCAAUCGGUUAAUAACGCCGCAUCCGGUGUCGUUGUCGGUGUAAAUUCUGCGGGUGUUGGCUCUGGCGUCGGCAGCGCAAGCGGUGGCCCCCCGUGGCCCCAGGGCGUUGGAGUCGGCGUUGGUUUGAGCGCCGCAGGCAACAACAGUUCGCCGGCAACGGGAACCUUACCUGUAGUCACUCCGGGAUGUGGAAAUAGUGGUAACAAUUUGACUUCCACUGGAACCGUAGGCGGGGCUGGCGGCAGCGUUGGCGGCAGCACUGGCAAUGGCUGGGGAGAUCCCCGAGACAUACGCCCGCUUGCCGGCGGUGGUCCCAUGGACAUACGGAACGUCGAUCCUCGCGAUUCAAUUCCAAUGCGUGGUGUCGGCCCACCCACGGGAGAUCCGCGAGAUUUACGCAUGAUUGAUCCGCGCGAUCCGAUACGCGGUGAUCCGCGUGGAAUAUCAGGGCGACUGAAUGGCCAAUCCGAGAUGUGGGGACACCAUCCCCAGAUCGCUCACAAUCAGAUCCAGAAUAUUAACAAAAUGGUCGGGCCCGUUGUUGGUGGUUCUUCGGGUACAAAUGUAGUAAGCUCAAAUAUAGGUGGGCCUGGUGGUGUCGGAGCCGUUUCUAGCAAUAUCGGCGCUCAAUGGGGACCAGCACAAACUGUAGUCGGUGGACCGAAGGAUAUAUCGAAGCAAAUCACCGGUUGGGAGGAACCAUCUCCGCCGCCACAACGCCGCAACAUACCCAAUUAUGAUGAUGGCACUUCGCUCUGGGGGCAACAGACACGCCUGCCAGGCGGUGGGCCUCAGUGGAAGGACAUGACAGACUCAAUUGGUCGCAGUCACUUGAUGCGCACCCAAAAUCCAAGCGGCGGAACCAUCGUUGGAAGCAGCAUCGCGGGCAAUAGCAAUGUGCCAGCAAUAGGCGGCAACCCAAAUAAUUCAAUGCCAGGUGCUGGUGGCCCACAGGCUCGCCUCACCAAUCCAAUUGGCGGACCCAGUGGUGUUGGUGUCGCUGUUGGUGGUGUCGGUGUUGGUGGCCAGCAUGGCAAACCCGAUGCCGGCGCCAUGUGGGUGCAUCAAAAUAAUAGCGCUGGCAGCCGCAAUGCGCAAGUGGUGAACUCAUGGGGCGACGAUAGUCACAAUGUGGGUGGUGUUGUUGUUGGCGCUACUGGCGUCGUUGCCGGCAACAAUUGGGUCGAUGAUAAACCGAAUGCCGGCCUCGCCCAGAUCGGCGCUAGUUCGAAUUCCUGGAGUGAUUCUGCUACGGGUGGCGGCGGCGGUUGGUGUGGUAAUAAACCAAGUAAGCUGUCAUCGGCGAGCGGUGCUUCCUCGGGCUGGAGCAAUUCCAACACAGUCGGAGGAGGAGCUGGCAAUGUGGAAGGUGGUGACAUCUCUUCGGAUUGGUCGCACAGUGUUAUUGUAGGCAAAACUCAACAGCAACAACAGCAGCAACAGCAGCAGCAGCAGCAACAACAGCAGAAAUUGGCUGGCAUCAAUGUUGGAGUUUUGAACUCGGAGAUUGUUAAGCAAAGCAAGCAAUAUCGAAUUUUGGUUGAGAAUGGAUUCAAGAAGGAGGAUGUUGAGAGAGCUUUACUGAGUGCCAAUAUGAAUAUUGAGGAGGCGGCCGAUAUGCUGCGUGCUAACGCAAAUUCAUCAUUGGCGAUGGUGGAGGGCUGGCGGCGUCACGACGAAGGCCUUGGUUCCUAUGCCGAUCAUUCGAAUACACCAAAUAGUGGCGGCUUCCCACAACGCUAUCCAGUUAGCGGCGCACAACCUUCGAUGUCAUUCCCUCCGAAUAACCUUAUGAGUAAUAUGAGCGGUACAGCCGUCACUGGUAGCAAUAAUCCCAAUAUGGCCACUCUGCAAGUGCAAAAAUAUUUGAGCCAAGGUGGACCACACAGUGUCGCCAUCGGCGGCGGUGGACCACAGUCUGUCAAUGCGAAUGCUCCGGUCGCCUUUUGUCAGAACGCAUCGAACGCAGCGCCAGCAGUCAAUAUUGCAUCGAAUGCCAAUAAUCAACCAUCUGGGCAGCAUAUUCGAAUGCUUGGCCAGCAGAUUCAAUUGGCUAUACACAGCGGUUUUAUAUCCAGUCAAAUCUUAACGCAGCCUCUGACACAAAAUACAUUAAAUCUUUUGAAUCAACUACUCAGCACUAUAAAGCAUCUUCAAGCAGCGCAGCAAUCUCUUUCUCGGGGCAGCAACGCUAGCCCAAUGGUUGUCAAUGUAACCAUAGCGAAGUACAAGCAGCAAAUUCAGAAUUUACAAAACCAAAUAAAUGCACAACAGGCUGCGUACAUUAAGCAACCGAACUUGCAACAAAACUCACAGCAGCAGCAGCAGCUCCCAUCCGGAGGACAUAUGAAUAACUCUGGCAAUGACUAUUUAAGGAAUCAUGAUGCAAUAGGUACACUUCAAGGAAACUUUUCUGAGCUCAAUCUUAACAAGCCAAGUGGAUAUCAGGCUGCGCCCAAUCAGCAAUCCCGCUUAAAUCAGUGGAAACUUCCAGUAUUAGAAAAGGACAGCAUGGCUACAGAUGGCACGGACUUUUCGCGUGCUCCGGGUGCUACAAAGCAGAAUUUAGCAAGCAACUCAAACAACAUGGGCCCGCUGGGCUUGCAAAAUGAUGGAACUUGGUCAACGGGUCGUAAUAUUGAACACGGUUGGCCGGAUCCGUCGAUUGAUAACGAGAACAAAGACUGGUCAGUUGCUCCGACUGCAGCUGCAUAUUCCGACUUGGUACAGGAGUUUGAACCAGGCAAACCGUGGAAGGGUUCUCAGAUCAAAAGCAUUGAAGAUGAUCCAAGCAUAACUCCUGGCAGCGUUGCUCGAUCUCCACUGUCCAUUAAUCCGACGCCAAAAGAUGCUGAUAUUUUCGCAAACACCGGCAAGACCUCUCCGACUGAUUUGCCAUCAUUAAGCUUAUCGUCGUCAACAUGGAGUUUUAAUCCAAACCAAAACUUUCCCAGUUGGUCAGACAACACUCAACAAUGUGCCACCUCAGAACUCUGGACCAGUCCUCUAAGCAAAGGUUCAUCUCGAGGACCUCCGCCCGGGUUAAGCACAAGUAAAACUGGCGGUGUCACUGCUCCCACCCCGUCACCUACGGUUGCCGGGAACUCGAACGGCUGGCUGCCCAAUCGAAGUGUCCCCAGCACCAACACAGCAUGGACUGGAACUAAUGUUUCAUGGAACUCUAGUUGGUUGCUUCUCAAAAAUCUAAAUGCUCAGAUUGAUGGCCCAACCUUACGUACUUUGUGUAUGCAGCAUGGUCCCCUUGUCAGCUUUCACCCGUAUUUAAACCAAGGAAUUGCAUUGUGUAAAUAUGCAACGCGGGAGGAGGCUAACAAAGCACAAAUGGCUCUGAAUAACUGUGUUCUCGGCAAUACGACAAUAUUCGCCGAAUCGCCAAGCGAGAAUGAGGUGCAGAAUAUUCUACAGCAUUUGCCUCAAGCUCCGUCCUCGACCAAUUCGGGUAUUUCGUCAAGCAGCGCCGGCAACGGCAACAGCGGCGGCAUUGUCGGUGGUGUUGGCACCACAAGCGUCAGCGGCGCCGGCAGUUCAGGUGGUGCAAGCAUAUCGGGCAACAGCAGCAGCAACAGCAAUGGCAACGGCGCCGGCGGUAACAGUGGAUCGAAUGCUGCUGGUGUUGUGACCAGCGGCGCCGGCGGCACAGCCAGCAGUGCUGCAAGUGGCAGUGCGACGGGCUCCGUUGGCAGCAGUGCGGGUGGCGGUAACAACAGCACAAGCGGCAGCAACAACAGCAGCAACAAUGUUGUCAACUCGUCUGUGAAUGGUGGUGCCCCAUCAGCUGUCGGUGGUAACAGUGGCGGCGGCAACAAUGUCAAGAGCUCUUCAACCACCUCCGGUGGUGGUGGCAACAACAUAACUAUGACGGGCGGCGGCGGCCCAUCGAACGUAACUUCGAGUGCAACUGGCAACAACUCAACAUGGCGACAGACUGGCCCAAAUCAAGUUCUGCAACAGGGCCAAAAUAGACCACCCGGUAGGGAAGCCGACUAUGAUUAUAUAUCUCAAUUCGUUUGUUCCAUAGUUGACGAUUAGUUUGAUAAAAAUAUGACCAUGCGCAGCACUUUGAAUCAAGACACACACACACACACAUAAAUACACACCCACACAGGGAGAACACUCUAGAUUCAAUGAUUCAAUAUGGAAAGCAAAAACCAUGCUAUAUGAAGAACAUAAAGUGGAUCGACUGAUAAACGAAUGGACUUAGAAUUUUGUAUGCCUGUAGAUUUAUUUUUCUUUAUCGUUCAUAGUGUUUAGGGUUGUAUAUGUAAGAGAAAAAACAAUGCGAUAUACAUACAAUUUUUUGGAAAUAAUA